GCCAUCUUUGUGCUAUUCCGUUUAUGUUGAUUUUAAGCUCGGCACUUUCCGUCACCUCUCGUAGCACUUCGUUGGUGUUGAUGUUGAGCUCGCCGCCUCACCCAGACUGCUUUAUGUCUGGCAGCAGGGACCAUGCGCGGUCGCCAUAUUACGGAGCACCCCUCCUCUCCAGUACCGUCACAGCAGCCAAGCAGGAGACGCUACCGCUGGGGGAGAAGACCGGUGAUACAGCAAAACUAAAACGAGGAUUCGCUGGCAUGGAUGUAACCUUUGCACUCUGCUGUUAAGUGACCCCGUCGCUUUCGCAUCAUUGUACUUGGUUGAAAAGAUUGACUUGUUCAAUUCUGAUCCCUCCGAGUUAAUUCAGCUUUUAAGACUCGCUCACUGUAGACUGCUAACCGGUGAUGGAGACUGGCAGCUAGCUCCAGCUAGUAGUUAAUAAACAAUAACUUACUCAGUAGCUGCUUCGCUUUGAGUGCUGUAUUCACCGAGAGACGAGAUAUAGUAACAAAACAUCGGGAUGUAUGCUUGUGUUUAACAAAGACGCAGUCUGAUAAUCAACCGGUGAACUACGACUGGCAUCAGCUGACAUUAGCUCGCUAGCUGCUGAGCAGGCGGCCACUAGCUGCAGUUGGAUCGCUAACUGACUCGGGGAAAUUUGCAUGAGAGGUGGUUAAUAUCACCCCUGCUUUGCCUGGAAUCUAAGGACAGAUUUAGAUUUGUUCUGUUGUUUUCAACUGGGUUGUUUGUUCACCGUAGUCUCGGCAAAACGGCGCCGUUAACGAGCUGCAACCUUAUUACCUACUGUCAGAGACCAACUACCGCCCGGAUUCAGUCGGAAUGCAUCAUCCGGACCCCGCAGGAGACUCUGGCAGCGUCAGAAAGAUGUCGCAUCCGGCUGUCUUCCAUAGGAGGGGCAGCAACACGAGCAGCGGGAGCGGCUCCGCGCUGUCAACGACCGCCAACCCGGCGGUGGUCAACAACAGCCACGUUUCAGCCGAUGACUACCAGCCCUCCCUGUUGAUUCAACCUCCUGCUGCGUCGUCCUCCCCGGGCCCCCAUCACCCUCCUCCACACAGCUUGAACCUUCAGCCCCAGCCCGUGCAGCCUACUGGAGCUCAUAUUAAAAAGAAGAGUGGUUUCCAGAUCACAAGUGUGACUCCGGCGCAGAUACCGGAUAAUACCAAUAACAGUAUUGCAGAGGACACGGAAAGUUAUGAUGACUUGGAUGAGUCUCAUACGGAGGAUCUGUCGUCUUCUGAAAUUUUGGAUGUAUCUCUCUCACGGGCAAAUGAUGUAGUCGGAGCGGAGAGAAGCUCCUCGGAGGAGACCCUAAAUAACUUCCACGAGGCGGAGACCCCGGGGGCCGUUUCUCCCAACCAGCCUUCUCAUCCCCAUGCCUUGACCCAGGCACAGCAGCGUGGUGGGGCCAUUGUAAAUGGGACUAUGCAUCAUCAACACCCUCAUCAUAUUAACCAUGCUCAGAACUACCCUUUAACUUCUCUGACCCAGAAAAUGCCUUCUAACGUGGGUGGCCCUCAAGAGAAUGUUUCCCAUGCUGCCCCUCCGAGUAUCGUUUCCCAGCCUGCGGGGAUUGCACCCCCAGGAUCUAUCCCUGGAAUGCACAGCUCUGCAACAGGAACUACAGUUAUUGUUAAUCCCCAGACCAGCAGUGUUAGUAAUGUGAAUAUGUUGAGCUCUGCCAAUGUGCCUGUCAGAGGGGGAAUCGGCACGGGUGCAAGCAGCAGUGGUGGUGGUAGUGGCUUUCCUCCUAAUGUGAAGAGCAGCGCUGGAGGAAGCAGUACUAGUGGUGGGGGUGUUGCUGUUCUAACUGGAGGUAGCCAUAGCUCUGCUGCUAAUGUCAACAUGAUCCAGCAGCAGCAAAACAUCAACUGCAUGAAUGCUAUAACUGCUGCUGCGGUCAAUGCCUCCGGAGGCAUGGGAGUCCCCAGCGGGAUCCAGGGAAGAGUUGGAUCAGCUGUGAGUGCUCCUGCAGCGGCUGUGCCUUCAGCUGUUCCUGCUCCAGCUCCUGCAGUGACUGCCACAACCUCUCGCUUCAGGGUGGUGAAGCUGGACUCUAACUCCGAGCCUUUUAAGAAGGGCAGGUGGACCUGCACCGAAUUCUACGACAAGGACGCGCCGACCUCUGGACCCUCCACCUCUGUAUCUGAAGCCGCAUCUCUCAGCUCACGUCAGUUCAUAACGGAGAACUUUGCCGGGGCCUCGGAGAGGGAAAGCACAAGUGGCAGUUCUGUGAGCAGCACCAUGAGUACGCUGAGCCAUUACAUUGAGAACUUGGGCAGUGGAGAGACUGGUGGGUCCUCUGUACCCCAGCAUGCCCAGGAUUAUGCCUCCCCUCCUCAGGGCUAUCAAGGAAUCAUCCCCAGUGGCCUAAGCAUGGGAGCACCUCAAUCCCAGGCUCACAUUCACACCCAGGACAUCAACCAUCCUCAUUUGAAGACUACUGCAGGCCCCUCAGCUCCCACAAACAUCCAUCAGCCUGCAGCCAUGCCAGGUCAACAGACUGCCAUCGGUGCUGUCACACCGCAGCAGCUCACCUAUGCCCAGGCGGUCGCUAAUCAACCCCCAAGCUCGUCCCAGGGCCUGGUUGGCAUUCAGCAGCAAAAGAUGGGCUACGCCACCCUUCCUCAGCAAUCGGCUGCAUCCCCGCCAGUACCCCCAUUAUCAGUUAGACCACCUGAGUACAACCAGCCACAGCAAGGUAUUCUCCAAAUUGCUGCCUCCAGCCAAGCAGGCUCAGUUGUUUCAACUAAUGGAGCUACUCAGAUGAUGGAGGGGGCUCAGCAAUCACAGGGACUCAUUCAUAAACAGGCCCCCACCUCCAGUAUGCCUCAGCAUGUUGGAGUAGCCGGCCACCCAAGCCACGUUGACGUUCAGCAGCAGCAGAAGCCGCAGUCGCUUCCGACUCAAAUUCAGAAUCCGGUCUCAAGCGCCCAGCUUCCCGCUACGGCGCAUCAGAGCCAAGCGUCUUCUUCUAGCGUGCCUCCUCCCAACGCUCACAGCGAUCAUCAGGCACAGGCGCAAGCCCUCAACGCCGCCAACAUCGGUCGAAUGCCCUCCCGGCCUUCUUCCGUCGGCCUGACGCAGGACCACAGCAGCACCCAGGCCCAGGUUCAUGCCGCCCAGGCCAGUGCCCUGUAUGCCAGUUUGCCCAGCUUCACCACCACGCAGCUGCAGGAUGCCCAGAGGCUGCUCCUUCAGCAUCAGUCUUUAUUGAAGUUGUCCGGAGGGGAGACUGGAUCAAACGCCGGCCUGGGUCAGGAAACCGAGGGCAACACCAACACCGCCAGUGCCUUAACUGCACCAGCCGGUCUCAAGACUGUAGAUGGAGAGGAUGAUGGCUCGUCCGGAGCCAGCGUGGUGGCCAUCGACAACAAGAUUGAACAAGCAAUGGAUCUGGUGAAGAGCCACCUGAUGUACGCCGUGCGUGAGGAGGUGGAGGUCCUGAAGGAGCAGAUCAAGGAGCUGAUAGAGCGAAACUCCCAGCUGGAGCAGGAGAACACGCUGCUGAAGACACUGGCCAGCCCAGAACAGAUGGCCCAGUUCCAGGCCCAGGUUCAGACUGGCUCUCCGCCCGCCCCUCAGACGGCUGCUCCAACGGGACCCCCGAGCACCGCCGCCCUCGCCCAGCCUGCCUCGCACAGCUCCGGCCCCUCAGCGUAGCCUGACGAGAUGAACUUAGCAACCUGUAGUUCUAAAGGCCCAUGACAGCCGUAGAGCCAAACGUUGCCUUCUACAGCAGGAGGUUAACGCUGUCAGGACCAGAAUUUGCACAUAUUUAUCUCUGAAAGAUGCAGGCAGCAGGAUGAGCGGCACUGCGUUUUCUCCACAGUGGACAGUGACAAUCUUACUAUGCUGUGUGUGUGUGUGUGUGGGGGGGGGGGGGGGGGGGGGGGUUGUUUUCAGAGGAUAAAUCAUCACACAUUUGCCAAAUAGCCCUAGGUCAUCAACAAGAAUGUCUUACUACAAAGAAACAGUCAGUGACAACAUUAUGCUUACUUACAGAUUUAAAAUGAAAUCCCUGUGCCUGUGUCUGGAUUUUAAGUAAUACACUGGCAGCGGAACAGCAGGUGGUGGAAGAUUGUACUGGCUGUUACCUAUUUUGCCGAAUGAUGUAAAUAAAAAGCAGUUCUCUACCAAGGCUAGAUCUUGAGAGGGGGAGAGUAGUUCUUCUCAGUGACAGAAUAAGAGUGUGAGCUAUUAUUAUCAUGUCAAAGCACCCAUCUGGAAUGGGGGAGGGGAUGGGAGGUUAUUCUGAACAACGCUCGGCAGCAUUGAUGAUGUUACGCAAACUGGGUUGGUGGCAUGAACAAAACGUGGUUUCUUAUGAAGAUGACGAUAGAUCUAUUUUCAGUAUUUCCCUUUCAGGCUCAUUAUUUCGCCCUCGACGUAGCUCAUUGUUGCCGUUUCCUCGUCCCUGUCCUGGCACAUUGCUUCAGCCUCCUUUGACAGGGUUGACACUUUGGGCUAAGCUGCAUUUUGUUUCUGUGUAUUUUUUUGUUUGUUUGUUUUUUUCCUAGAAAUUCAUUGGGCAGAAGUCGAUGUACAUUUCUGUAUAGUGUAAGUACAAUGUAAAAAAAAAACAAAAAACGAAGAGAGGAAGGAAAAACAGAUGCUAUCUAGGUCAUGCAGGUUGAUGCGGUUGAGUCUGUGUCAUCCAUCUUUAAUGCUGUAAUUUCUGGACUUUGGAACCAAAAGGAGGUUUAGGUUAUUUAACGGACAACAUCCAACGAUGUUGUCCUUCUCUCGUACUGCAACAUUAACUUUGACUGUAAACAGUUUCUCAUUGCUCUUUUUCUUAAGUAUUGCACCUUGUUUUAUUGGGUUUUUUUUGACAGUGGAACACUUUUGGAUCUGAAAAGGCAAACUUAGGGGAAAAACAAAGAAACAAGCUCUGAAGAUGUUUGUUUUCCAUUCUGUGUAUCAGUUGUACGCCCAUGUUCUGUGCAUGUUUCUUCAAAGACCGGAUAACAAAAUACCUUCAAUUACACUUGACAGCUGCACUUCACAACUUUCAAUAAACCUGCUUAAGAGUA
This is a messenger RNA of Girardinichthys multiradiatus, 5057 nucleotides long. Its product is annotated as TSC22 domain family protein 1-like. The record is from RefSeq and is a predicted model, not a curated record. The transcript has 3 exons. Gene Ontology annotation, biological process: regulation of transcription by RNA polymerase II. Lineage: Eukaryota; Metazoa; Chordata; Actinopteri; Cyprinodontiformes; Goodeidae. The coding region runs from base 841 to 3684 and encodes 947 amino acids.